Messenger RNA from Drosophila navojoa, 3709 nucleotides. RefSeq names its product Hecw ubiquitin protein ligase (gene Hecw). Gene Ontology annotation, biological process: protein ubiquitination; ubiquitin-dependent protein catabolic process; regulation of dendrite morphogenesis. Lineage: Eukaryota; Metazoa; Arthropoda; Insecta; Diptera; Drosophilidae. Gene Ontology annotation, molecular function: protein binding; ubiquitin protein ligase activity. Gene Ontology annotation, cellular component: cytoplasm. The record is from RefSeq and is a predicted model, not a curated record.
UUGUUUACGUUUUGUUAUCUUAUUUCUGUUACAGUGUUGUUACAAUUGAGGGCAAUGUUGUUGUAGUCUGCGCGCAUACAGUGGUGGUAAGAUGAAGGUCCACUGAACAGCUGAUUUGCAAGCAUUUAAAAUUAUCGAUAGCAAGAACACAACGACGCAGCAGCAGCACGAACCACCAGCGCAGCGCAGUGACUAUAGCAGCGAAUAUUAUGCGAAACAGGAAAUCUAUAAAAAAGUAGAGCAGCAGCAGCAGGCGCAGCAGCCGUUGGGGCGGGGUAAGCAGCGGGAUCAGCAGCAUGGAACCUCCAGCGCACGUUACCGCAACGGCGGGCAUUGUAAGUGGCGAAAUCUCGUCGGAUGCUGAGCAAGACAGCCAAGUGACAACGGCGCAUAAUAAUGAUGAGCAAGCGGAUAAUGGCGAAGGUGAUGAUGAUGAAGAUGAUGACGAUGAUGACGACAAUGAUGUCGAUGAUGACGAUGAUGAUGAUGCCAAGGAUGCUUAUUAUGAGGCGCGCAAUGGCAAUGAAAGCGACGAACUUGAAACGGCAUUCGAAAGUGCAUUGACUCUGGCCAGUGACGUCAGAGUGAGCGUCAGUGACGCAGAUGCCGAAAUCAUAGGCGAGAGCAAUGGACCGAGCGCGGAUCAACAGCCGGACACUGAGCAACUGCAGCAGCUGGAACAAGAUGCGGUCGGCGAUGUUCUGAUGCGCAAAAAGCUCAAUCAGACUCCAGAGAUGAACAACGAAAUCAACGAUCCGCCAGUAGAAGCAGCGUCAUCUUCAACGGUUGCUACCAACGGCGAAUUGGCCAGGCCCCGCAAUCAACACCAGGCGCUGCUCUCGACCAAAUCCUGCGAGACGCCCGGCAGCACGACAUUGGGAUCGGCAUCGGCAACUGGAGCUGCUCUGUCGCCCAGCAGCUCCUGCAACGGCAGCAUCGGCAGCGAUGGCGGCUGCAGCGUGGGCGGCGGUGCCCGUCGCAAAUCCUGGACGCUCUCGCCCCAGAACGGUGUCUGCAAGAAGAAGAGCAAGCCGAUUGCCAUGUCCAGCGCGACGACAGCGAAUGGGGAUAGCUUCAACUUGUGGGUGGCGCGCGAGUGCUUCGAAACGGUGCCCGCCGAGAUGGUGGACACAUUGAGUGUGGCGGAGCUGCGCGAGCAGCAGAACGAGGAGUCGCUCGGGCAGGAGGAGGACGAGGACGACGACGACGUGGACGAAGAAGCAGCCGCUGUCGAGAGUCUACUGGGCGCCGCAGCAGCGCUGCAGGCCAGCGCCUACCUGGGCAGCGGAGCGCAUGGCCGGCAGAAGCAUUUGCGCCAGCCGCCGGCGCAGCAUCGUCCGCUGGAGCGCUCGUGGCCGCCACGUGCCGUUGGGCGGGAGCUGAAGCUGCAGGGCGAUGUCUUCAAGUUCGACAUACUGGACACGGACGAGCGCAUGCCUGGCGAGGAUGUGCCCAGCUACAGUGGCGCCAGCAACUCGCCGCUGCGCCUCCUCGGCCAGCCGGAGGCCAGUCCGCCGCCGAUGCGCUUCAAGCCGCUGAUCCAGAAGAAGAUCGGGCCCGACAGCUACAUCAACACGAUCAGCACGCAGAAGGUGCCCGCCCACAUGACCUACGAGUUUCCCACAUUCCCCCUGCAGGAGCAGCACGGCAGCAGCGCCAGCGGCAGCUCGAACUCCAAUUCGAAUUCGAACUCGAAUGGCCUCGGUGCUCAUCACUUUCCCUAUCUGCGUCAGCACCGUCCCUUGACCCGCGCCCUGUCCAACGGCAAGGCCGCCGGCUCAGGAUCAGCGGCGGGCAGCGAUGAGUCCUACCACUUGGCCAGCAGCAGCAGCAACAACUCGCCUCGACUGCUGCUCUCGCCCAAGCUGCAGCGCAGCCCGCCCUCGGGCUGCUCCACGCGCAGCGUCUCGCCGCUGGAUCUCAGCCUCAGUCCCGAGUCGCAGCAUUCGCCCACGCGCGGGCGUGGCGUGGGCGGGUUGGAGGCCAUCUUACCACUGCCUUUGGCGCCGCCGCCGCCCCUCGGCACGCCCACUUUUCAUGCACAACGGCCACAGCAGCGGCUGCUGAAGCGCGUGGGCGGCGGUGGCGGUGGCGGUGGCAGUGCGGCGGCAGCCUCUGGUGCUGCUGGUGGAUUGGUUUGCCCGCCCACGCCCACACAUCACGCGCGCCGGCAUGCGCGUCUGCAGGCCGUCACUGCCAAUUCCGCUUCGGCCGCAGCAGCAGCAGCAUCGGGAGCAGCGGAGCCCAACUCUAGUCAAUUGCAGACGCCGCCCGGUUCGCCGGCCGGCGCUGGCGGAGCACAUGGAGCAGAUGUGGACGACAGCACGGAAGUGCUGCACAUCAGCAGCACUCGCCUGCCCUCCAUACCGGAGCGCAGUGCGGCAGCAGCGGCGGCGGCGGCAGCUGCAGCGGCUGCCGCUGGCGCUGGCAUCAUGGAGAGCGCGGGCGGCGGUGGCGGCUGCGGCGCCAUGGCGGAGGCACCGCUGCCGCCUGCCUGGGAGGCGCGCAUGGACAGCCACGGGCGCAUAUUCUACAUUGAUCACACCACACGGACCACAUCCUGGCAGCGGCCAGGUCCGAGCACGGGUCCCGGCGGCCGCGAGCAGCACCACCGGCAGCAGCUGGACAGACGCUACCAGUCCAUACGGCGCACCAUCACCAAUGAGAACCGCCUGUCCAUGCACUCGGCCGAUCCGUCAGCGACCCACGCGGCUCCCAAUCAGCUCUACGGUCUUCCACAUGGCAGUGGCCCAGCGGCUGGGUCAACGGCAUCUGGCGCCGCCGGGGCAGCGGUGCCGCCCGCCUCGCUCAACCUGGCCAUACAUCCGGCGGUGCUGAUGCUCUGCCGUCCGGACUUCUACUCGCUGCUGCACACCAACGAGGCGGCGCUGGCCAUUUACAACCGGAACGCGGCGCUGAAGCACAUGGUGAUGCGCAUUCGCCGCGAUCCGCAGUGCUUCCAGCGCUAUCAGUACAACAAGGAUCUGGUGGCCCUGGUCAACACCUUUGCGCAGCUCAGCCGCGACCUGCCCUCCUGCUGGGAGACCAAGAUCGAUCAGUCCGGCAAGCAGUUCUUCAUCGACCACCAGCACCGGAAGACCUCCUUCAUGGAUCCUCGCCUGCCAGUCGAGUGUCCGCGCGUUGUCCGCCAUCGCCAGCAGCAGCAGCAGCAACAGCAGCAGCAUCCGCAUUCGCAUCCGCAUCCACAUUCGCACCAGUAUAUGCAGCGAGAGGCGCAACCGGAUCUCGUUGAUGGCAAUUGCCUGUCGGCCACCGCCGGCCACAUCAACUCGAGCGGCUCCAGCAGCGCGUCGGCCUCGGUGUCGGGCGUACCGCCGCUGCCGCCACCUCGUCCAUGUCGUGGCAGCGGCAACCAAGCAGCCGGCGCCAGCCAGCACAACUGCACCACGGCGGCGGCCAUUGCCUGCGCACUGAGCCUCAGCGGCGCCGUCGGCGGCCCCAGCACCAGCUCCAGCUCCAGCUCCAGCGGCAUCCCAGCAGCCGCGGGCCACGAAGAUGUGCCCAUAGCCUACAACGAAAAGGUUAUUGCCUUUCUGCGACAGCCCAAUAUUUUGGAAAUACUACGCGAACGUCAAGGCCAACACACCGUGUCUCGAUCACUGCGCGAAAAAAUAAACAUCUUGAGAGUGGAGGGCGUGCCCGCUCUGGAGCGUCUGGGCCACGAUCUACAACUGACCAUAUUGCUGAG